Molecule: messenger RNA, 1920 nt
Organism: Loxodonta africana (African savanna elephant)
Lineage: Eukaryota; Metazoa; Chordata; Mammalia; Proboscidea; Elephantidae
Gene: ANXA9
Product: annexin A9
Exons: 12
Coding region: 141-1178 (345 amino acids)
Cellular component (GO): plasma membrane; nucleus; vesicle
Molecular function (GO): protease binding; calcium channel activity; cadherin binding involved in cell-cell adhesion
Source: RefSeq, a predicted model, not a curated record
AAAUCCACCAGCCACUCCUUGGAAACCCCAUAGGGCAGUUCAACUCUGUCCUAUGUUAGAAUCGAAUCGACUCAAUGGCAAUGGGUUUGGUAGCUGGUUUUGCUUAGUUUGUUUCCUUCCCCAGGGCAACCAGUCGCACCAUGUCUGUGACCAGUGGGACGACGGGGCCAUCCCUGACCCAGGAGAUCCUUGGCCAUCUGGGUCUUGCUAACAAGACCGGAGCUUGGGGCACUCUGGGCACCCUCAGGACCUUCUUGAGCUUCAGUGUGGACAAGGAUGUACAGAGGCUGCUGAGGGCAAUUGCAGGACAAGGUGUGGACAGGGCCACCAUUGUGGAUGUGCUGACCAAUCGGAGCAGAGAGCAAAGACAGCUCAUCUCUAGAGCCUUUCAGGAGCGCACCCAGCAGGACCUGCUGAAGUCCCUGCAGGCAGCGCUCUUCAGCCACCUUGAAAGGAUCGUGGUGGCUCUGAUGCAGCCGGCAGCCCAGUUUGAUGCCCAGGAACUGAGGGCAGCUCUGAAGGGCUCAGGUUCUCCUGAGGAUGUGGCUGUGGAAAUUCUUGCCACCCGAGCUCCACCCCGGCUGCAGGAGUGCCUGGCCGUCUAUAAACACGAUUUCCAGGUGGAUGCUGAGAAGGACAUCAAAUCUGAGACCAAUGGCAUCCUGCAGGACCUGCUCCUGGCUUUGGCCAAGGGAGGUCGUGAGAGCUACUCUGGGGUCAUUGACUACAACCUGGAGGAACAGGAUGUUCAGGCAUUACAGCAGGCUGAAGAACCUGGCGCGGAGUGGGCAUGGAUCCUAAUCCUCACCCAGAGAAAUCAUAAACAUCUGGCCCGAGUGUUUGAUCAGUACCAGCGGUACACUGGGCAACAGUUGGAGGAGGCUGUCCAGAACCAUUUCUAUGGAGAUGCCCAGGUGGCUCUGCUCAGCCUAGUCUCGGUGAUCAGGAACACACCGCUGUACUUUGCUGACAAACUUCACCAAGCCCUCCAGGAAACUGAGCCCAAUUACCAAGUCCUGAUGCGCAUCCUCAUCUCUCGAAGUGAGACUGACCUCCUAAGCAUCCGAGCUGAGUUCAAGAAGAAAUUUGGCAAGUCUCUUUACUCUUCUCUCCAGGAGGUAGUGAAAGGGGAUUGCCGGUCAGCCCUACUAGCCCUGUGCAGGGCUGAAGACAUUUGAGACCUCCCUGUUCCCCACCUCCAAACUGAGGUUCCUCGAUUUGGCUGAGCGUGCAGGAAGCCAGCUGGACCUCCAGAUAGGACAAACCCUCCCUGAGCACCACAAGCACCAGCUUCUUGUUGAGGCUGGAACUCCAAGUUUCCUUUAAGUCCCUCAAUUUCUCAUCCCAAAGUGAUGUCUGCACCUGGAUCUUCUGGCUCUGUCCUGGGUGUGGGGUAAUGGAAUCUCUUUGAUGGUUUCUGCCCAACUCAUCCUUCCCACACCUUUUGGGCCAGAACAGCUCCCUGGUACUUGAAUUCUUUUGGCAAACUUCACUGUAGGCUGUGUUCCCUGACUGAAGUUUGGGUGGAGCAGGACAUGGGCUGGGCGGGAGCCUUGGAGUUGGAGGUGCCUUUGAUGUGCACGUGGGUAUUCAAAAGGAAUCCUGUUUCGGGUCCCAGCGCUGUAGUUAUCAACAUUCCGCUUUACUUCUCCCCCCACCUCCAUUAUUCUCUCUUCCCCCGGAAAUUUCAGGCAGAAUAAUUGAGAAACAGGCACCAAGACACAGAAAUAAGAAUAAAUGGUUAAAAUGAAAGGAGGUCCAAAGUAGCACGGAUGAUGUGUGAACUGGGAAGCAGAGGUUAGGUGGCCCUCUCCCGCCUGGGAAGUCUUGGGUUAACAGGUAGCACAACCCCAAAUUCAUCUGUUGAAAGCAGGGACUUGGAAACCCACCCCCCAAAUUAGAGCACUGCUUCCUAUAAUG